Messenger RNA from Corticium candelabrum, 1399 nucleotides. Its product is annotated as SEC14-like protein 1. The transcript has 8 exons. Bases 76 to 1173 code for a protein of 365 amino acids. Gene Ontology annotation, cellular component: cytoplasm. NCBI's taxonomy places the organism in Eukaryota, Metazoa, Porifera, Homoscleromorpha, Homosclerophorida, Plakinidae. The record is from RefSeq and is a predicted model, not a curated record.
AAGUUGACAUGAUGUUUCAUAAAUGCGUUUUGUGCUGCAGAGGGUCGUCCUUUGUAUGUUUUACGUGUGGGUCAGAUGGAUGUGAAAGGACUACUGAAGAGUGUUGGAGAAGGCGGCCUUCUUAAACACUUGAUAGCAGUUGAAGAGGAUGGUUUAAGACGAACAAAGGAGACGACUAUGUCAACUGGGAAGCCGACUUGUACUUGGACGUGUAUUUGUGACUUGGAGGGAUUGAGUAUGAGGCAUUUGUGGCGUCCUGGUUUGAAAGCAGUCCAUCGUAUGAUGGAAGUGUUAAAAGACAAUUACCCGGAGACUCUCAGUCAUCUACUUAUUGUUCGUGCUCCUCGCAUCUUCCCUGUUCUAUGGGCAUUAGUGCACCCUUUCAUAGACCCAAACACUAGACAGAAAAUAGUCAUUUAUGGAGGCAAUGAUCACCAGCAUUCAGUUGGUGGUUUAGCUGACUACAUUCCUCGUGGUUGCAUUCCUGAUUUCCUUGGUGGUCCCUCUAAGUGUGAUAUUCCUGCUGGUGGUCUUGUACCAAAGUCACUCUAUCGACGUUUCAUGGAAGAGGAAAAUGCGAAGGCAUUUGAAGCGUUUUACGAGUCGGCGUCAGUGUCAAAAGGCAAUCCCAAACAGGUUGGUGUGAGUGUGGAAGCUCCAGAGUCUGUCAUCACUUGGGACUUCGAUGUCAUCACCGGCGAUGUGGCUUUCUCACUCUUUCACAGCACACCAGAAUCGCAACAGCUUUCGCGAUCUUUCAGUUACCUUAACAACCCAGACCAUCCACCUAUCAUUGACAUAGAGUCAGCCGAACCAGUGCAAGAGAUGCUGGUAGUUCACGAAGGCCAGUCUGUUCAAGGAUCACACGUCUGUGCCAAAGCUGGGCUCUACAUCAUGCAGUGGGUGUUCACCGUCACUCCAACACCACCCGGAGGCCCAACUCACAGGCAUAGGCAUAAAGCAUCGAUUAUGUUCUGCCAUGACGUUAUAGGAUCAGAAGACUUUAGGGGCUCUGUAUCAAGUUUAGAGUCAUGCGAAGCUGCAGCAGCCAGUAUUGCUCGUAACUCUCCUCAUGGCAAGAAACGAGGACACAUUGCGUCGACAAGAACUCGAACGAUAGCCACACAGACUGACUGCAGUCCAAGUGAAAUGAAACGAUCGACUAUAGUCUGAGAGAUAAGUUGGUGCACCGUCCUUGUGGAGCGCACACUCAAGAUAGUAUUCUGGUACAUUUUUAUUUAGUAAUUAAUUUCAGUAAGAGAUUUCGUUGAUUCUCGAGUCAAUAGAGUCUUCUAGUUUGAUCGUUUACCGAGUGUUUGGAGAGCCAUUUGAUUGGUCAAGGUGUUUACCAUCAGCAGUUGAGAUUCUCAGUAGUAAUGCUUCAGUCACCAGUGUGUUA